This is a messenger RNA of Oldenlandia corymbosa var. corymbosa, 2710 nucleotides long. NCBI's taxonomy places the organism in Eukaryota, Viridiplantae, Streptophyta, Magnoliopsida, Gentianales, Rubiaceae. The record is from the annotation of a GenBank genome assembly.
AUUAAAACUCCACUUUGGAUUUGUUAAGAUGGAAAUAAGCCCAAAUAGACACUCGCUUAAACCCUGCCUUAGCUGGAGAACGGGUCCAUAAUGGGCCGUACAACUCGGCCCACAGAGAUCUCCGCCGGUCCGUUUAUCACCAGUAAUCUUUUUUGCCCCAACUUUUGUUCACUCCCCUUCCUCUCACAAUUCGCCGUCAGUAAGCAGCCCGAUCCAGCGAAGCCCCUUUCUCAUUUUCUGCAGAGCUUCUCCAACCUCCGGCAACGAAUUGGCGAAAAGUGAACUCAGUGACUAGGCCGGCGGCAAGUCUUCUGUGACAUCUUUGAGCUAGAGUUUCAGGUGAGAUGAAACUGAUUAUCCGGGCCUUGCAGACUCCUAAAAUCGGCGUGUAUGGAGUAUUCAGGACAUUUUCGACACAUAAAGAAUCACUCCAAGGUACUUAUGAUGCCUGGAAAUCGAACGCAGCUGAAUCGCCUGAUUAUUCUGACCGUGCAAUGUUUGGGGAUAUUUUUGAAAAAGGAGAAACUUCUAAUUCAUUUUAUCGGAAAGUAGAUAGAGUUGAGAAGGCUUACAUUGACAGUUAUGGACCAAGUAGAUUCAUAGCUGGAAACUUAUCUGGAAGGAAUACCAACUCUAACACUGAAGGCAGAUCUUCAUUUCACCAAGAUCUUGACGUAAGUUUUACCUCAACAGAAGAUGGGAUGGAUGCGAAGUUGAAAGAGGCAGCUAACGAUUUUGAAGUUAAUGAUGAAAUAGAGAACGAGGAAGAAUUCCACUUCAGGCCAGAUGUGGAAUUUCAUGAAGGAAAUACUUACGAUACGAAAGAUCUUGAUCUUAGAAGACCAGCAGUUCAAAAGCCUAUGAAAAGGUAUGAGUUUGAAACAACUACCGAGGAAGUUCUACAAAAAGCAGACUUCAGGGUGAGUAUCCAUCUGCAUCAAAAUUGUGUUUGCAUGUACAUGAACAGUUUUGUCUCUGUUUGGACUUUUUUCUUAGUGCUUUGAUUCCAUUGUGGUGUGAGCCUCAGAUCAUAGAGUGUGUACCAUUGGCUUAUUGCAUUUAAAGUAUUCGUCAAUGAACUGCUAAUACUUGCAAAUUUCCUGUUUUCUCAGAAUGUGAGGUUUCUUGCCAACUUCAUCACUGAAAGUGGUAUCCUAAACAAGAGGAGCAAGGUAAGAAAUGUACUGAUAUAGCAAACUGUGAAGCUGUAACAUACGUGAUAUAGGACCUAGUAUUGACUUGGAAUUUCCUGUCUAUCUAUAGACUCGAAUUAGUGCCAAGGCCCAGAGAAAGAUAGCCCGAGAAAUUAAGACUGCCCGUGCUUUUGGUCUAAUGCCAUUUACUACAAUGGGAACCAAACGGUUUAUGUACGGAAGAACAAUGGAGAAUAUGGAUGAAGAUUUUGAACAAUGGAGAACGUACCGUCCCAACAGUUUUGUUGACUUGGACGGGCCUGGAGGUUCUUUUGCUGCCUGAGUUAUCACUACUUAUGUUCUCCAUUUUGCUUUGCUUGUGCUCUCUGUAGCUUGCUUGGUCUUAAAGACUGAAAUUGCAGUGUAUUUUCUUGAUUUGUAUUUCUGGAUUGUGCUGUACAGUUAGGCACCUUCUUGAUUAUCCCUCUAUAUCCAGUAAUGAUGGUAACAUUUCUGUGAUGAAACUACAGAUAUUGGCUAGGGAUAGUAUACUUGGAAGGAAGUGAUAAUAUUUCCUUAGUAUUUAGAAAAUAAAACUGUCAAGCAUCUUUCAUACACCGCAAGAAAAUGGUUGCGAAUCAAAGUACUUUACGCCAGAACUAGAGUCGUCUGUUACAUAUUCAAGUUGCCCUAUCCUCUAUUUUCUGAUGCAGGUGGUUCAAUCUCGUUUCUGGUAAUCCGCUGUUUCACAUACUGUUCCUCAGAAGGAAACAAAGUAAAAUUUUAAGUUCAACGUUCAGUAAGAGUUUGUACCCUUGUUAAUAGUCAAAGACACAGAUUCAAGAACCUUAAUUUAACAAUGAACCCUGGCCAGUAACGUUGCACAAAAGAGUUCGUAUCCUUAUUAAUAAACAUCGUAACAUCUUCUACUAUAUCUAUUUACAAGCCGCAACAACCAGAGACACACAGUUACAUAGAUACAGAAAGAACCAAUAAAACAAGAAUCAAAAUAGGAGGACAAAGAAUGAGGGGAAAAAAAUUCCUUAAACAAGGACGACGAAAAGAAGGCCUAGAAGCACACCAAAGCACAAGGGAUAUGAAAAUCUACACAAACUCAAAGCGCAUCAAAAGCCUCACGGAGGGGUAUUGCUCUCCUUUUUGAUUACAGAGUGGAACUGCAUGGAUCCCUGGCCUCAAUUCCGAGACUGGUAGGCAGUUUUGGCCAGCAAAAUCAUCCUUCUCAGACAUGUCAUACUCAUGCACUUCGAUUCGGAGCAAAGCUAGCUCAGGAACAGUCAAUGGGAAGGUGAAUUCUUCCUCCCAGACAGGGGUCCACUUAUCCUCUUUUGUCUUGGUUUUCUUCAUUACUGUAUCAGCAGGCACUCCGGAUAUACCCACCUUAAGCAAAUUGUGGACCGUGUAUGAGCUUUAGAAGUGUGUUUCUAAACACUUUCCAAGUGAUGUAGGAAAUUAAAAGUUGAUAAUAACUCACCCUAGUGUAGAAAUCGGGUGGAGAAUACAUAUCGAAGUGAGUUUGCUUAAAAUCCAAAUGCCAACCGUCUCCCAUGUAGACUUUA